Phyllopteryx taeniolatus (common seadragon) is the source of this 2171-nucleotide messenger RNA. RefSeq names its product retinol binding protein 7a, cellular (gene rbp7a). Gene Ontology annotation, molecular function: fatty acid binding. The record is from RefSeq and is a predicted model, not a curated record. NCBI's taxonomy places the organism in Eukaryota, Metazoa, Chordata, Actinopteri, Syngnathiformes, Syngnathidae. Gene Ontology annotation, biological process: fatty acid transport. Gene Ontology annotation, cellular component: cytosol; nucleus.
ACCUCAGCUCACAAUUCUGAGAUUAAGGAUUUGAAUCCGGCUCCGGCACGUGACGUUUGCAUGUGCACGUACUUAAAUGGGUUUGCUGGGGGUACUCCGGCUUCUUUCCACAUUCUGAAAACACACAUUUUAGGUUCAUAAAAAGACUAAAUUAUCAAUAUGUGUGAAUGUGCAUAUGAAUGGUCGUUUGUAUUCUGUAUGGCCCGGCUGUGAUUGGGUAUACCCCACCUCUUGUCAAAAGUCAGCUGGCAUACAGUGCCGUGAAAAGGUAUCGGCACCCUUUUCAAGUUCUUAUAUUUUUGCAUAGUUUCCCCACUUUAAUGUUGACGAUCAUCACUUUCACAUUCACUCUCUAAAGCUGCAUGCCACAGUUAAUGUCAGUGUCAGUCAAAAUGACUAUUUUUUUGGGGCUGUGAUAGACAGGUGUCUCUCUUUCACACGUGUCAUGGACAAAGAAACAAGUGUGUGUUAUUGCAUUUUGGGCCUACAGCCAGCUAAAACAGCUGCAUUUGUCUUGUGACUGAUAGCAAGCAAUGGAUGCAUGUAUCUGCAGUAGAUGUAGUUUUAGACAGUUUUUUUCUCUCACGCCAUCAUUAUAGAUGUGACGUGAUGAUAUAACAUGUCUGUGAGUGCUUACAAAAAUUAGCCAUAGAGCCGUUGAUGGCUAACUGACCUACAUAAUUGGAGCAGUCUAACUUGCCACCAAUGAGAGUAUUUCCCUUCUCUGCUGAACUGAUAUAAGGGCACACCUACCUCUAAUACUGCCAUCUACUAAAUGAAAUUCUAAAUGAAAAGCCAUGAUGGAUAAGUAGCUUUCAACCCGCUCCCUUAGUUUCGAACACAAUAUAAAGGCUCACCGGAAAUGACCAUUAGCUUUUGUGGUACAUGGGACAUCAUCAACGACAACUUUGAAGGGUACAUGAUUGCAUUAGUCAUAAGCGCUUGUUUGAGAAAGAUUGCUCUGAAGUUGAAGAUGAGGAAACUGAUAGAACAGCAGGGCGUCAUCAAAACGUACAGCACCUUCAGGAAGCGCACCGUAUCCUUCCGAGUGGGUCAGCAGUGUGAGGAGAUCUCAGAGGGAGACAACAGGCACAUGAAGUCGCUGGUAAGGUGGGAAGGGAACAAGCUGGUGUGCGAACAGACUGGUGAGAUGAAGAACAGGGGGUGGUGUCACUGGAUUGAAGAGGACAAGCUUCACCUGGAGAUGUAUUGUGAAGGGGAAAUAUGCAAGCAAGUUUUCAAGAAGGUCAAUGACUGAAUAGGGGGACGAAUAUCAAAGAAAUCGGCAUAAGAAAAAUCAGCUCUCCUGUGAGCUGUAAGGGUAUAAACUAUGCCACUAGAGAGCAGCACAUCAACAUGACUACUGUAUGUACAGUAGUUAUAGGUUAACAGUUAACCACUGUGUCAACAGUGUGUAGCUCAUGAGGGGCAAAUGGAAGAGAAGCAGUUGUUUAUUUAUACGUUUCUGUGUAUUUGUACUUCAAUUGCAUAACUGUUAUCUGCCUUUUAGACAUAAUAUUGUAAUGCCCUCGGAUGGGGUCAAGGACAACAUAUUCACUGAUGCCUUAGUCACUUUAGUCCCAUGAUGAGUGGUAACAGAAUGCCCAUUCAACGAUAGCUGCUAUCGGCUAAUGCUGACGACAAAGCACUCCACACCAGAUUCCCUGAUUUGAGCCAACGUUCAAGCUUAAAUGUCCCUUUGGUCUUCCAUAUUAAAUGUCCAUUUAACAACAAUUAUUCCGGAGCGCUUUCAUCUUUGAUGACGUCACAACCGCCAAUCACCAGGCCCGCCCUUAACAGCCCACAAAGAGUUCAGAUAUUGCAAUAAUGUAUGCAUGGGCAUUCAUGUCACCUGGAUUCAAAUAAAGGGCGGUCAAUGUAAAAAAACAAACAAUCUUUCUUGAUAGCUGCUGGCAAUUGUAAUUUACACUUAAACCCAAGGAUAGGCAAAGUAUGGCCCGUGGGCCACAAACGUUCUGAUAUUUUCUUUAAUCCAGCCCACCGAGCAUUUACAUGAUCAAGAGUACAAUUAUUGUAAUUAAACAGUUAACUGCAUUAAUUUGGCCAUACUUGUAUUUAUUCAUUUAUGUUUGUGUGCAUUCAUGUGUCUCAUUAGAUAUUUUGUUAAUUGAUUUCUUGUAAAUAAUAAACAAAAAAAUAGUACAAUCAAC